AUGUAUCGACAGAUUCAAGUGCAUCCCGAUGAUGCCCGCUACCAACGGAUAUUUUGGCGCGAGAACUCAACUGACUGCCUUCAAGUUCUGGAAUUAACAACCAUAACCUAUGGCACCGCAUCCGCGCCAUUCCAAGCAACUAGGAGUUUGGUCCAGCUGGCGCGAGACGAACGCGAGAAAUUUCCUGUCGCUGCUGAUAUCAUACUAAAGGACACAUACGUAGAUGAUCUGCUUUCCGGAUCCGAAACAAUUGAAGGAGCCAUCGAUGCAUUUCACCAGUUGAAGGCGAUGCUGGAAACUGCUGGAUUUCCGAUUCACAAAUGGUGCUCAAACUCGUCAAUAAUGUUGGGACAAAUACCGUUGGGAGAGCAAGAAACACCGAAGCCCAUCGAAGAACGAAAGGUAAACAAUGCAGUCAAAAUUCUCGGCCUACUAUGGGAGCCAACUUCUGACGAGUUUCUCCUUGCUGGUAAAAUUACAUCCGAUUUCCGUCCACCUGCUACAAAACGAAAAAUAUAUUCUGAGGUGGCCAAGCUGUUCGAUCCUUUAGGCUUGUUUUCACCGACGAUAGUUCAAGCCAAACUACUAGUCCAGCAACUUUGGCGGCACAAUUUGGACUGGGACGAACCGAUCAAUGAUGAAAUGAGUGAAAAAUGGAACGAGCUAAGACAAGCAUUACCUCAACUGAUGGAGAUAAAAAUUCCUCGCCAAGUGACCUUCUCCGAAGCAGCCUGUUACGAAAUUCACGGAUUUGCCGAUGCUUCCAACGCUGCAUAUGGAGCUUGCCUAUACAUCCGAAGUUUGUAUCCUGGGGGUUUAGCUAAAUCGCGAUUAUUAUGCAGUAAAUCGAAAGUUGCACCGCUCCACGCUCUGACAAUUCCACGCAAGGAAUUAUGCGCCGCUCUGUUGCUAAGUCGCCUCGUUAAAAAGGUAAUUGCCGUACUAGACAUUGACAUUAAGCGCGUUAUCCUAUGGUCCGACAGCCAAAUUGUCCUGGCUUGGUUGAGAAAACAUCCCGAUCGUCUAGAGAUUUUCGUACGGAAUCGAGUUGCUGAAAUCCUCAAUAACACGGAUGAAUUUAAGUGGAGUUACGUUCGUUCAGAAGAAAACCCUGCUGAUGUUGUUUCGCGAGGCCAGGCACCAAUUAUGCUAAUGAAGAACGAGUUAUGGUGGAACGGUCCCCAAUUUCUAGCCCAACCUAUCAUCGAAGCUGAGCCCACAUUGGAGAUUCCUGACGACGACUUACCAGAGUUAAAAUCCAUCUGCCCUAUAAUAUCUGCCGCAAUAAUCGAACAGCAGCUGCCGGUUUUCAGAAAAUACAGCUGUUUUAGGAAACUUCAACGAGUUAUUGCUUGGAUGUUACGGUUCAAGAAUAACGCACGCAGAAACGGCGAACGGAUUCUAUCUACACAUUUAACCGUCAAAGAACUUCGACAGUCUAUGCUGGUGAUAGUACGUGUGAUCCAGCAAGUGGAACUAGCCGACGAAAUUAAUCGUUUGGAGUCGCAGCAACAAUGCAAACGCUUAAGUUCUCUCAACCCUUUUUACAUCGAAGGAGUGCUACGAGUCGGUGGAAGACUAAAGCAUUCCAAGCUUCCUGAAAUAUCAAAGCAUCAGAUUAUCUUACCCAACACAGGUUCGGUUACGAAACUGCUUAUAUGGACUAUGCAUCAGGAGUUACUCCAUAUAGGUAUAGCUGGAUUGAUAUCAGCAAUCAGACAACGCUUUUGGUUAUUGAAUGCCCGAUCAACUGUGCGACACGUCAUCCGGUCCUGCAUAAAGUGCUUCCGAACAAGGCCAAUUGGAUUCUCUCAGCUAAUGGGUGAGUUACCUAGACAACGAGUCACACCGUCUCCUCCAUUUUCCAUUACGGGUGUGGAUUACGCCGGGCCCAUCAAUGUCAAGCAAGGCUCACAUCGACCAAAGAUAAUAAAAGCAUAUAUCGCUGUUUUUGUUUGCAUGGCAACAAAAGCUGUGCACAUAGAAUUGGUUUCAAACAUGACGACGGAAGCUUUCAUCGCAGCACUACAACGUUUUAUCAGUCGGAGAGGGAUGGUUGCUGAAAUACACUCCGACAACGGAACUAAUUUUAUUGGUGCAAACCGCGAGCUUCAACAAUUAUACAAAGUUUUCCAAAAUCAACAAGGAAUCGAUCGUCUGAAAGAGUUUUGUCACUCAAAGGAAAUGGAAUGGCAUUUUAUUCCUCCGGAUGCACCCGAAUUUGGUGGCUUGUGGGAAGCGGCCGUAAAGAGCACCAAAACCCAUUUAAAACGAGUUAUUGGCAAUAUGACUUUGACUUUCGAAGAGAUGUCUACAAUCCUGUGUGAGAUCGAAGCUAUACUUAAUUCUCGCCCGCUAUUUGCUAUAUCGAACGAUCCGACCGACCCAGACGUGAUUACUCCAGGUCAUUUUCUCAUUGGUCGUCCUCUCAUCGCUGUGCCCGAACCAACAUUUAGUGAGAAUGUGAAAAUCAAUCGUCUACGCCGUUGGCAACACAUCCAACUGAUGCGUCAUCAUUUUUGGACAGCGUGGUCCAGAGAUUAUUUAGCCACUCUUCAGCCCCGCAAAAAAAAUUGGAACACCAUCGACAACGUGAAACCUGGUAUGAUUGUUCUAUUACACGAAAGAAACAGUCCAGCGCUGCAAUGGAAACUUGCUCGUGUGACAAAGGUAUUUGCAGGCGCGGACAACCUGGUUCGUGUCGUAGAUAUUCUUUGUGACGGAAAAACUUAUCGACGUUCAGUAUCAAAAUUAUCCGUGCUACCAAUCGAAGAGAACCAACACCUACUCGAGCUGGAGAAACGCGGAAUCUGA
Messenger RNA from Toxorhynchites rutilus septentrionalis, 2814 nucleotides. RefSeq lists its product as uncharacterized. Gene Ontology annotation, molecular function: nucleic acid binding. Lineage: Eukaryota; Metazoa; Arthropoda; Insecta; Diptera; Culicidae. Gene Ontology annotation, biological process: DNA integration. The transcript has a single exon. The record is from RefSeq and is a predicted model, not a curated record. Bases 1 to 2814 code for a protein of 937 amino acids.